Rhincodon typus (whale shark) is the source of this 2315-nucleotide messenger RNA. Its product is annotated as host cell factor 1-like. The record is from RefSeq and is a predicted model, not a curated record. Gene Ontology annotation, molecular function: transcription coactivator activity; protein binding. Gene Ontology annotation, biological process: chromatin remodeling; regulation of DNA-templated transcription. Gene Ontology annotation, cellular component: histone methyltransferase complex. Bases 60 to 2315 code for a protein of 751 amino acids. The transcript has 14 exons. NCBI's taxonomy places the organism in Eukaryota, Metazoa, Chordata, Chondrichthyes, Orectolobiformes, Rhincodontidae.
GGUAGACCAUAAUUGAGCACCGUAUUCCACAAGUGGCCUACUCCCAGGACAGGGACAGCAUGGGGUUGCCUGCAGGAAGAGGAGCCCCCACAAACGUUCCUGUACAGCUGCAACAUGACCUCCCAACUCCUAUGCUCAACGCGCUGACCAAUAAAGCCACAAACCAGUGGUUUAUCCCAGCGGUGAGGGGUGAUAUUCCGCCUGGAUGCGCUGCCUACGGUUUUGUGUGUGAUGGAACCCGCCUGCUGGUAUUCGGGGGCAUGGUGGAAUACGGGAAGUACAGCAAUGACCUCUUUGAACUGCAGGCCAGCCGCUGGGAAUGGAAAAAACUGAAGCCCAAACCUCCUAAGAAUGGGUCGUUACCAUGCCCACGCCUAGGCCACAGCUUUUCCCUGGUGGGGAAUAAAUGCUACCUGUUUGGAGGCCUGGCCAAUGACAGCGAGGAUCCCAAGAACAACAUUCCACGUUACCUGAAUGAUGUUUACGUAUUGGAGCUGAGGCCAGGCUCAGGGGUACUGAGCUGGGACAAUCCCAUCACCUACGGGGUGCUGCCCCCUCCACGGGAGUCUCACACUGCCGUCAUCUACACCGACAAAACCCUGAAGAAAUCCAAGCUGGUCAUCUACGGAGGCAUGAGUGGCUGCCGACUCGGAGAUCUCUGGACAUUGGACAUCGAUACACUAACAUGGAACAAGCCAAACGUGAAUGGUGUUUCCCCACUCCCACGGAGUCUGCAUUCGGCUACCACCAUCGGCAACAAAAUGUAUGUGUUUGGAGGCUGGGUCCCGUUGGUCAUGGAUGACGUGAAGGUAGCUACGCAUGAGAAGGAGUGGAAAUGUACCAACACGCUGGCUUGUCUCAAUUUGGACACGAUGACCUGGGAGCCGGUGGUGAUGGAGGCGCAGGAGGAUAACCUUCCCCGGGCUCGUGCAGGCCACUGCUCGGUCGCCAUCAACUCUCGGCUGUACAUCUGGAGCGGGAGGGACGGAUACCGGAAGGCGUGGAACAAUCAGGUGUGCUGCAAGGACCUGUGGUACCUGGAGACAGAGAAGCCCCCAGCCCCGUCAAGGGUACAGCUGGUCCGUGCCAACACCAACUCGCUGGAGGUGAGCUGGGGGUCUGUGCCCACCGCCGACGCCUACCUGCUCCAGCUGCAGAAGUACGACAUACCGGCUGCCACACCGGCAUCCCAGCCACUCCCCUCGGUGCCCGCCGGGCAGCCCAAGAGCCCGGCCCCAGCCUCAGCCGCCCCCUCCCCCCAGCAGGUGGGCGGCUCGCUGCUGCCACAGCCCCCGGGAUCCGCCGUGCCCUGCUCGCCUCCAGUGCCAGCCUCACCUGCUGCCGCCGCCUCUUUGGCCCCUCCGCAGACCCUGCUGGGAGGGGCCACCGCCACCGGAACCCGAGCACAAGGUACGACAGCGGUUCUGCGGGUGGCAUCGCCUCAGGCACCGACCGUCCUGUCGAGUGGGACCUCCCUCAUUGCUGUGAGGCCGACAGGGAGCCAGGGGAAGGUGCCAGUCCCUGUGACAACGCUGUCGACCGGAGUCCACAUGGUAGUGCCAGCCCAGGGCACCCAAGGCAUGACGAUCGGAGGCGCUACGCAGAUGAGCGGGAUGGCAGCUCUGGCAGCGGCGGCAGCGGCCACGCAGAAAAUUCCGCCGACCACCAUCUCCACUGUCCUCGGCGUGCCGGGCUCCACCAUGAUCAAGACAGUGGCAGUCGCGCCUGGCUCCACGCUGCCAGCUACUGUCAAGGUGGCGUCAUCUCCCAUCAUGGUGAGUAACCCAGCCACUCGGAUGCUGAAGACUGCAGCGGCUCAGGUUGGGACGUCGAGUGCAGCGGGAACGCCCAUGCGGCCGAUCAUCACGGUGCACAAGUCGGGCACGGUGACUGUGGCUCAGCAGGCCCAGGUAGUCACCACGGUGGUGGGAGGUGUGACGAAAACCAUCACGUUGGUGAAGAGCCCCAUCUCCAUGGCAGGUGGCAGCGCACUGAUGCUGCCAGACCUGCUGAGCUUUUCCAGCAACUUUGACCACCCCUUACGAAACUACAGGGUUAGCUCCAGCAAAGUUGUUGAUGAGGAGAAGACUCCGUAUCAGGUUAUAUCUAAUAUUCCCAUUUCUAGAGGACAGAAGAUUGAACACUUCCAACAGUUUCGUGAUGACUAUGACAUUCUCUAUGUUGACAAUGUCAAACAACUCUUUUCUGCGAAUGUAAGAGAUAUUGCUGGAUUGUUUAAUCUGUUUGGGUUGUGGGAAGUUUAUGAGUCUGAGAAGCCCAGUGAAAUCUUCUACUGGUUACGACUUGAUCAAUAA